CGGCACUUUCUUUGUGUUUCCAUCCCUCGCCUCUCGCCCGUGAUCUCUUAUCAUUCACGGUGGGUGACACAUUUUUUUUUUAAACACAUUUUUUAUGAUGGCGGAGGACAGUGAAUCCGCGGCCAGUCAGCAGAGCCUGGAGCUGGACGACCAGGAUACCUGCGGGAUAGACGGGGACAACGAGGAGGAGAAUGAGCAUAUGCAAGGGAGUCCGGGAGGAGAUUUGGGGGCCAAAAGGAAGAAGAAGAAGCAGAAGAGGAAGAAAGAGAAACCCAGCUCGGGGGGAGCCAAAUCCGACUCCGCUUCUGACUCCCAGGAGAUAAAGAAUCCUGGUUUGCCCAUUCAGAAGCUGCAGGACAUCCAAAGAGCCAUGGAGUUGCUGUCCUGCCAGGGUCCAGCAAAGAGUAUUGAUGACGCAGCCAAGCACAAGCACAAGUACCAGUUCUGGGACACUCAGCCUGUGCCGAAGCUAAAUGAGGUGGUGACAAGUCACGGGCCCAUUGAAGCAGACAAAGAAAACAUUAGACAAGAACCAUAUUCCUUACCUCAAGGGUUUAUGUGGGACACUCUGGAUCUCAGCAAUGCAGAUGUACUAAAGGAGUUGUACACAUUGUUAAAUGAAAACUAUGUGGAGGAUGACGACAACAUGUUCCGAUUUGAUUAUUCACCAAACUUUCUCAAAUGGGCUCUGCGUCCACCGGGCUGGUUGCCACAGUGGCAUUGUGGAGUGAGAGUGUCCUCCAAUAAGAAGCUUGUUGGUUUCAUCAGUGCCAUCCCAGCAGAUAUACGCAUUUUUGACACACUGAAGCGGAUGGUUGAAAUCAACUUCUUGUGUGUCCACAAGAAGCUGCGCUCAAAGCGCGUUGCCCCAGUGCUAAUCCGAGAGAUCACACGGAGGGUGAACAUAGAAGGAAUAUUUCAGGCGGUGUACACGGCAGGAGUAGUACUGCCUAAACCUGUGUCCACAUGCAGGUACUGGCAUCGUUCUCUGAACCCCAGAAAACUUGUGGAAGUUAAAUUCUCCCACCUUAGCAGGAACAUGACGCUGCAAAGGACCAUGAAACUCUACAGACUACCAGAUAGCACCAAGACUCCAGGUUUGCGGCCGAUGGAGAGGCGUGACAUCCGCCAGGUCACCGAACUGCUACAGAAAUUCCUGCAACGUUUCCAGCUUGCGCCUUCUAUGGGAGAAGAGGAGGUGGCUCACUGGCUCCUGCCACAGGACAACAUCAUUGAUACAUUUGUAGUAGAGGGUGCUGGUGGUGUACUUACAGAUUUCACUAGUUUCUACACUCUUCCCUCAACUGUGAUGCAUCACCCUCUCCAUAGGAGCCUGAAGGCCGCCUAUUCUUUUUACACCGUUCAUACGCAAACCCCACUACUGGACUUAAUGAAUGAUGCACUGAUCCUGGCCAAGCUGAAAGGGUUUGAUGUGUUCAAUGCCUUGGAUCUAAUGGAGAAUAAGGUGUUCCUGGAGAAGCUCAAGUUUGGCAUAGGAGACGGAAAUCUGCAGUAUUACCUCUACAACUGGAAAUGUCCCCCUAUGGACCCUGAUAAGGUUGGCCUUGUCCUCCAGUAGCAGGUUCUCUUCAUGGCUGCUGCACAAACACUGAAAGGUCGUUAGCGACUUCUGGCUAUUCCUAACCUGGAAUACUGACACACAGGUAGCCCAAGCAAGACAAUGAGAACAACGACAACAACAGUAAAACCAACCUAGAGACGGUUCAAAAACAUUCUCAGAGAAAACUCUUAAAUCAUCAACAUCCUGAAUGUGAAGUCAUGCUAUGCCUGAGAUACUCAUACAGUACAACGCUCCUGACAUGCACCCUCACAUUUACAACAUACCAGUUGGACACACAAGAGGAUGCCGUGACAUUGUGAGUUCUGUUUAGUUCUUCUUCGUCAGCAGACACCUCUGCUAGAAGGGCCUGGCAUGUCAUUAAAUCAACUGACAUUGAUCUAUGUAAAUGAUAAUCAAGAAGUAAAAAUCACCACAACACCAUUUAACGUUGUUGUCUCCCGACUGCAACUCCAGUAUAAGAGAGUCGCGGAGGCAUUUAAAGUGUUCCGGUUAUCUCUCUUUCUCUCUCAUAUCAUUGUGGUCAAAUAUUUCUCUGCUGGCUGUUUUGGGGCCUCAGUAGAAUUUAGAAAUGUUAAGAACAUAUUUCUGUGAUAGCUGACUCAAAAAAAAAAUGUUUUCCCCUCAAGCAUUUACUAGACACACAGAAACACAAACUGUCCAAUGACAGACUUAUAAAAAACAUAUCUUCAUCCAACUGGUGCAUUGAUAUACAUGUUUGUUUGUUUGUUUUUUUAAUUAAAAUUAUACGGUUACCUGUACAUUUAAAGCCAGAUCAUAUUUAUUCCUGUAGUGUGAGUUUGGGGCUUGGGAGGGCUGAUCCAAAGUAUUUUCCUCAUAGAUAGUGUAGAUGUCACUAAGUUUGUUCAGAUAAUGUGGGUUUAAAGUGUUUUUUUUAUUUUUAUGAAGAAUGUAUUGCAUCAAUUAAGCACAAUUUUUGAGUUCCUUAAAAUGCGAAAAGUUCCUUUUAUUGUAAUAGUUUGGAUUUCAAAAUGAAUGAGUUACGGUACAGUCUUGAUUUUUGCACAGAAACGAGCCGUUUUGAUGUUAUAAAAUGUGUUUCUGGAGUAGAUUUUAAAAGAACAUCUGCACCACAUGUUUGGUUAUGUUCACUAAGGUACUCGUGCAGCUCUGGGUUAUGUGCACGUGGAUGGUGUGUUCACUAAUGAUGUUAAAUAGGCAAAAGUUGAUAUAAAAGUAUGGAUGACCAGCCCGGUGUAAGAGCAUCAAAUACCAAUUCAACUAUAACAUCUUUUGAUUAUUUCUAUUUACAUAUAAAUAAAAAGUCGUUAUGUCUAGUUAGGUUUAUAGCAUAAAAAUGGCUUGCUCUCUUUAAAAAAGUAAAAUAAAUGUUCUCAUUUAAAUCUUGUUUACAGCAAUGGUCUGUUGUCAAUUUAGAGAUUGCUUCUAGAAACGAUUGCUUAUUACUUUUAGUCGCCUGUUGCAAAGCAGGUGCCCUUAAAACCUAUAAAUACAGGACUUUGUUUUAUUAAUACAAACAAGCAUAACUUCCUUCUCCUGCAGUAGAAUGUUUAACAUGUUAGUCAAACUCUCAGUCAAAUAAAACAGACAAUGUGAGUUUACUAAGUGUCCAUGUGAUCAUUUAACAGCCUGUAUUCGAAACGCAGCCCCUGAAUGAACAAGUCUGUAUCAGUAACUGCAUACAUUUGAAAUUUGAGCUUUUCCUGUUUAAGUUCCAUUUUUUUAUUGACUUAUCUGGAUUUUGUUUUUUAAGCGUAUUGUAUUUGUGUCUGAAAAAUAUACUGUGGGUCUUUUGUCGUACAGCUAAACUAACACUAUUUAAGCGGUCCUAAUAUUAUUUAGUUAUAUUUUAGUUGUACUUUGCAACAUUUGUAAAGACAUAGGUCAUCUUCUUUCCAGUAUUUCCCCAAAUUGUCCAGUAAAAUAACCGAUUUUUGGCGUAGUUUUAAUAUCGGUAAGAUGAAGAUUGAAGAUGAAAAACUUCGAUCAUUCCGUGCUGCUGUUGUACUCAAAAGGUUAAAAUGCUUUUGAAUUGUCUCGCUCCAAGUCUGUUACUUUGUGUCUGAUGCUCCUUUUCAUGUGGCUCUGCGUAACUCAAGAGGCUGCUGCCGGUUUUUGUUGUACAUUUUCUGUGAGUGAUGUUAUUUCCCUCUUAUCCCUUUAUAUAAGAGAAAAAGGGUGACCCAUGUAGUCAUUGCUUUAGGGCUCAAAGAUAUUUUUUGUACCAUGGAAAGGGUAAAUGAGCUACAUUAUCAAAGACCAAUGUUACCGGUGUUAAUUUAACAAUGAAACUGGGUUAUUGAGUCAAUGGUGUGCCUCAUGGAUGUGUCACUGAUGUGUUGCCUGUAGCUGUUUGAAUGAACUUCUAGCAUGUCAGUUUUGCUACUGUGAUCAUUUUUAGCAUUGAUGUUACUAGCUACACCCUUGAGUGAGAACCCAAAGUACCUGCCUUAUUUAAAAGAUUUUUUUUAUUACGAUUUUGGCGUGAGGGGAAGGUGUACUUUUGAAACUACAUACAGCUUUCUCUAAAUGAACAAUAUUUUUAUUCAAAUCCAUUGCAAGCUGUGAAAAGGCAGAAGAACUUGUACCAGCAUCAUUUUGACAGGACCCCAACACACACGUCAGCUACACCAGCAUGGAUAUUUGUUUGAAUAAACUCACUUUAAAAAAUG
Gasterosteus aculeatus aculeatus (three-spined stickleback) is the source of this 4233-nucleotide messenger RNA. RefSeq names its product N-myristoyltransferase 2 (gene nmt2). NCBI's taxonomy places the organism in Eukaryota, Metazoa, Chordata, Actinopteri, Perciformes, Gasterosteidae. Gene Ontology annotation, biological process: N-terminal peptidyl-glycine N-myristoylation. The record is from RefSeq and is a predicted model, not a curated record. Gene Ontology annotation, cellular component: cytoplasm. Gene Ontology annotation, molecular function: glycylpeptide N-tetradecanoyltransferase activity.